GUGGAAAUCUCUCUGAGAAGCUGCCAUCUAUCUCCCCGCCACCCUCGCGUCCCCGUCUCUUCCUCCCUCCCUUCCUCCCGUCUCCUCUCGGUUCCCUCCCGCUUCCCCCCGUACCUUCCCCUCGACUCUCUGAGUUAACUGGGAGCUCAGCCUCCACCCCCAACAUUCCCACCCAUUCCCCAGCCCCCAUCUCCAAGGAUGGAGUCGGGGUUUCCGGAGAGACCAAACUCCCCUCUCUGCAUCUUUUCCGUCCGCUGUUGCUAAACUGGCCUCAGAGGACGAGGAGGGAGAGCGUCCGACUCCCCUCACACCACCACCAACUACACCACCAACCACCUCCACUCCAAAGCCGGAUUCUGUCUGCGUCCUAGGGGUGGGACACACCUUGUCCCGGACUCGAUUCUCUUCCUACUCUUCGAGGUUGACACCUCCAGAAUGAAGAAGAUGAGCAACAUUUAUGAGUCGGCUGCCAAUACGCUGGGAAUCUUUAACAGCCCCUGCCUGACCAAAGUUGAGCUGCGUGUGGCGUGCAAAGGCAUUUCCGACAGAGAUGCUCUUUCCAAACCAGACCCCUGUGUCAUCCUCAAGAUGCAAUCCCACGGGCAGUGGUUUGAGGUUGACAGAACAGAGGUGAUUCGCACCUGCAUAAACCCGGUGUAUUCAAAACUGUUCACUGUGGACUUUUACUUUGAAGAGGUGCAGCGCCUGCGGUUUGAAGUUCAUGACAUCAGCAGCAACCAUAACGGGCUGAAGGAGGCCGACUUCCUGGGUGGCAUGGAGUGCACGCUCGGCCAGAUUGUUUCCCAGAGAAAACUGUCUAAAUCCUUGUUGAAGCAUGGGAACACAGCAGGGAAAUCCUCCAUCACGGUGAUUGCUGAAGAAUUAUCUGGCAAUGAUGACUACGUUGAACUUGCAUUCAAUGCACGAAAAUUGGAUGACAAGGAUUUCUUCAGUAAAUCUGACCCAUUUCUGGAAAUUUUUCGUAUGAAUGAUGAUGCAACCCAGCAGCUUGUACACCGAACUGAGGUUGUGAUGAAUAACUUAAGCCCAGCCUGGAAAUCAUUCAAAGUAUCAGUCAAUUCUCUAUGCAGUGGAGAUCCAGACCGCCGGCUGAAGUGCAUAGUAUGGGACUGGGACUCCAAUGGCAAACAUGACUUCAUUGGAGAAUUCACCUCGACAUUCAAAGAGAUGAGAGGAGCAAUGGAAGGGAAACAGGUGCAGUGGGAGUGCAUCAACCCCAAGUACAAAGCCAAGAAGAAGAACUAUAAGAACUCAGGCAUUGUGAUUUUGAAUCAGUGCAAGAUCCACAAGAUGCAUUCUUUCUUGGACUACAUCAUGGGCGGCUGCCAAAUCCAGUUUACAGUAGCUAUAGAUUUCACUGCCUCAAAUGGGGACCCCAGGAACAGCUGUUCCCUGCACUACACACCUUACCAACCCAACGAGUACCUGAAAGCCUUGGUGGCUGUGGGCGAGAUUUGCCAAGACUAUGACAGUGACAAAAUGUUCCCGGCCUUUGGGUUCGGUGCCAGGAUACCCCCAGAGUACACGGUCUCUCACGACUUCGCGAUCAACUUUAAUGAAGACAACCCAGAAUGUGCAGGAAUUCAAGGAGUUGUGGAAGCCUAUCAGAGCUGCCUUCCCAAGCUCCAACUCUACGGUCCCACCAACAGCCCCAUCAUUCAGAAGGUCGCCAAGUCAGCGUCAGAAGAGACUAACACCAAGGAGGCAUCGCAAUACUUCAUCCUGCUGAUCCUCACCGACGGCGUCAUCACAGACAUGGCCGACACCCGGGAGGCCAUCGUCCACGCCUCCCACCUCCCCAUGUCGGUCAUCAUCGUCGGGGUGGGCAAUGCUGACUUCAGCGACAUGCAGAUGCUGGAUGGUGACGACGGCAUUCUGAGGUCACCCAAGGGAGAGCCUGUCCUUCGAGACAUCGUCCAGUUCGUGCCCUUCAGGAACUUCAAACACGCAUCUCCAGCUGCCCUGGCAAAGAGUGUGUUGGCUGAAGUCCCAAAUCAAGUCGUGGACUAUUACAAUGGCAAAGGGAUUAAGCCAAAAUGUUCAUCAGAAAUGUAUGAGUCUUCCAGAACACUAGCGCCGUGAACUCCGCAAGCUUUUCCAGAGUUCUGAAACACUAUUCCUGAUAACAUUUACUACUUCUACUACUCCUGUACUUAAAAAGACACACACACAUACACAUUUAAAAAAUAGCACGUUUGGGUGAUUUUUAACUAACUGACAAUUUUUUUUGCAUGUGUAGCCCUGAGGCCUGGAUCUGUUAAGCUCUUGUAUUGUCAAAGACUUUUUACAAGGAAACACAAAUAAUUGUAACUUACUCUUUACAUUAUAGCAUGUCGCCUUGAAAUAAAUGUUGUCUGUAUCCGUUUUUUUAUACAGGUUUGUCGAAAAUUUUGCUAAAUUUCUUAUUAUCUUUACACUGUGAAGCAUUUUGAAACAUUUACCGAACGUCGAUAGCCAAAACAUAUUUGGUUUUAUCUGCUACAGGAUGAGAGACUUUUCAAAAUGGCAGAUGCAUGGACUGUAUUUUGCAUGUUUAAAAUAAAAACAAACCAACAAACAAACCACACUGUUUUUUGCAGUUGUUAUCUAUAAUCCCUCCCUGCUAUAACGGUCUCUUUGCUGAAGAAAAGGUUCAUCCACCUAGACAUAGACUUCUAGAAGUGGGUCUGGGGCACCUCUCAGCCAGCACCUCUCAGACUUGACUGUGCACACAGACUACCUGAGGAUCUUGUUAAAAUCAGACUGGUGCAACAGGUCCGCAGGACCCAAGAUUCUGCAUCUCUAACAAGGGUCCCAGGUGACGCCAUUGCAGUCUACACUGAAGAGUACUGAGGUUCUAGGCUUUGGGGUAUCAUCCUAGAGACCGUCUGAAACAGGGAAGCACCUCGUCUGCUUGCGAAGGGCACUGUCCCCUGCCGGUAGCACAAAAGUCCCACCUGUCUCCGAGGUGGGAAUAGAAAGUAGUGAAACUGAUUCCAGAAGCUGCAUACCCCAAAUCAGUCUCCUGCUUUAUAGUCACUCCUCUUCCUUAAAAAGACUGGGGAGGGUUCCUCCUUGCCAGCACCUGCCCUCUUAAAGGAGGCAUCACACGACCUCAACAGGAAUGGUUCCAUUUUUAUGUCAAUCCCUAGGAGAGACCUCAGAGUCUUCAGUGGGACCACAACAAUGGAAACUUGUUCAUGGCCAAUGGCCAUGGCGGUAUGGUUCUCCAGAAACUUGGCCCACCGAGCUGAUCUUUAAGCUUAGUGUGGGGCUUCUGACUGCCUCUUUUUAUCACUCCUGAGAGCAAAUUCUACCAGCAGAAAUGCCUAGAAUCAUUGUUCUGUGUGGAGGUGUUUUGUUUGAUAGAAACCGGC
This is a messenger RNA of Lynx canadensis (Canada lynx), 3377 nucleotides long. It is a transcript of the gene CPNE4, whose product is annotated as copine 4. The record is from RefSeq and is a predicted model, not a curated record. Gene Ontology annotation, biological process: cellular response to calcium ion. Gene Ontology annotation, cellular component: plasma membrane. Lineage: Eukaryota; Metazoa; Chordata; Mammalia; Carnivora; Felidae. Gene Ontology annotation, molecular function: calcium-dependent phospholipid binding.